Messenger RNA from Rhizophagus irregularis DAOM 181602=DAOM 197198, 652 nucleotides. Lineage: Eukaryota; Fungi; Glomeromycota; Glomeromycetes; Glomerales; Glomeraceae. The record is from RefSeq and is a predicted model, not a curated record.
AAUGGAGAAGUACAUAUUGAAGCAGGUGUUAGUCCUUUAGCAAAAAAUUUGGCUAAAUUACUUGAACAAGAAAGAAAUUCUUUUUCAACACCAACAUCAGGGAUAUUUGGUAAAAAUUAUCUUGAGCAAACUACAACAAAAUUAUCAUCAGAAAAAAAAUCUUUAUCAUUACGACCUUUAGCACCUAAAAAUGCUUCAAGUUCAUUACAACAAUCACAAAAUCAAAUUGGUACACAAUCAGAUCCAACAAAUACGGAAUCUAUAAAAGAUUUAUUAAAAGGUUUACAACAUCAUCUUCAACGUAUUAAUCAAAUACCUGGACAAACAAAUUCACAUAUGCCAUUAUUUCAACAUACACCUUUAUCAGAGCAACAACCAUCAGCUGAACAAAUAGCUGAAUUGAUAGCUGAUCAAGGUACGCGUCAAGACUUAAGCCCACUUGUCGCAGGAAACCAAUCUAAAGUAAGAUUAUUUCAUCUAAAUUUAUGUUUCAUAUCUUUUAAUACUUUUAUAUUUGUUUAAAUACUCAGAUUUUUAUCCUGUUUCGGUACGGAAUUGGCAAAAUGAUCAACCAAUUUCUCCACAGCUUCCAUCAUAUUCAGUUUGGCCAUUACAAGGUCAAGAGACAGACAAUUUGUUUCACCUCAAAAUG